This is a messenger RNA of Caenorhabditis auriculariae, 762 nucleotides long. Lineage: Eukaryota; Metazoa; Nematoda; Chromadorea; Rhabditida; Rhabditidae. The record is from the annotation of a GenBank genome assembly.
AUGUUGCUUCGAUUUUGGGGUCUUCUCUCGGUUUUCUGUCUUUUCUCAACUGUUGCGCAAAACGCGACUUUGACAAGUGAUAAUGCUACAACUGUCGAGAACGAUUCCACUUCCAAGGUUAGUUUGAGGAUCUCAAUAAUUUGUAAUCAGAAGCAAAUUCGAGCAGCCAUCCACAACAGCAGGAAACGAAUUUGUUACUACACCACCUCAUGUAUUUUCUUGAUACUUAAAAAUGACAUGUCAAUUUUUAGGACUGGCAACAGUUUUGCCAAAACAUUUAUUGGAAUUUCAGAUAUAACAUCAUUGCAACGUACAAUAAGGUUUGUUUAACUGUUUCUUAUAUUGAAAGCAUACAUAAUUUAGUACUUGCAAAAUAUCUGCCCAACAACCGGCCAACAAUCAUUUUUCGCCACGGAAGUAAGACACCUUAUUUUUCAUUAAAUAGGCGAUAAAUUUUAGCAAUGGGCUAUGGCGUGCCAGGGAGAAAGAACAGAAAACGGAUUCAGGAUGAUUCCCACCAGACAAAGUCUUGAAGUGAGUGUGAAAAACUAUAAGGAUUUCUUAGACUUUCAGAUCCUGCUUCUUAUUUGCGGACAAAUGCAGUACUACUACUUGGAUGAUGUUGAGCAGGUAUUCAUUAUCAUUUCUAAUUAUAUCCUUGCAUAAUUCUCCCAUAUUCAGAGUGUCUGCACUGCUGCUUACUACACUGGCGGAGUUUCGGAGAACACUAUCCCUCUUAUCAGGAAAUCACUGUGCAUGUAG